Messenger RNA from Cotesia glomerata, 1207 nucleotides. RefSeq lists its product as uncharacterized. The transcript is spliced from 5 exons. The record is from RefSeq and is a predicted model, not a curated record. NCBI's taxonomy places the organism in Eukaryota, Metazoa, Arthropoda, Insecta, Hymenoptera, Braconidae. Bases 159 to 1064 code for a protein of 301 amino acids.
AAGAAAAAGUUGAAGAAUAUUUUAAAAAAUUUGCCAAAACGAAACACGUUCAAAAGCGUAAGAUUUCAACAGGGAGUGAUGAUUAUGAACCUGAGUUUGUGGGGAAGAAACGUCUCAGAAAAAUCAACCCCAAGUACGCGUCAGCUUCAUUUGAAAAUAUGGAGUCGUUUUCUGAAAAAAAAGAUGAUGAAAAAAAGAAAGAAAAGAAAGAUGACCGAAAAAAAAAUGCUGAGAAGAUUCUUCAAGAAGCUAUCGACAAAGAACUUUCACAACAGCGUGAUACUGAAAAAAAAAAGACAAGUCAUAAGCUGGAUAUUAAAGUUGCUAAGACAGAGUCCAAAAAACAGUCGGAUAAGAUUUUGAAGGAUAAAACUCUUUUGAAAGAUUCUUCUGGCUCACCAUCAGUAUCAGAUGCUGACCUAUUCAAAAAUAACGAAGUUACCAGUGACACAUCUAUCACUGAAAGUGAAUCGAGUCUUACUUUGUCAAAUAAUGAUUCCCAGUACAGCGGUCCUCCAGAUGAUCCGCUAGCUACUUCGGAACUAGAGAAUGAUCCAUCAGGUACUAAUACACCAGUAAAAAAACCACCAAGUGUUGAAAAAUCUGCAGUUGAGCCACCAGUUACUCAAGAAACAGAUCCUGAUCUUUUUGGAAAGGAUUACCCUGAUGAUAAGAUGACUCGGUUAGUUGGUGAAACAUAUUGCAAGAGCCGUGACUAUGACCUUGCUAUAUCCGCUUCAACUCAAGCAUCACACCUUGUUCGUCGAUUAAUAACUGGAGUUUUCAAGCCAUCCGGCUACUUAAAAGCUACGUUUACUGGUCAGGUGCCCAGAGCCCAUAAAGUUAAAAAUCCAAAAGAAAUAAAACCCCUGAAUAUCACCGCAAAAAAUGCUAUAAUUGAAUUCGCUCUUAAAGUAGCUCAGGAUAAAAACUGGAAAAAUAAAAAGGGCGUUGCAACAACUAGAGAAGAAUUGCAACAUGUAAUGACACAACGUCUAGGAGAACUGAAGAGGAGCGCUGAGCUCAAUAAAAAGAAAAAUGACUCAACAGAAUCCUCUCUAUAAAGUGUCAUCACACAUGCUCUAUUUAAUUUUUAUAUUUGUCGGUUUUUUAUUUUAAAAAUAAUAAUUAUUACGGUAGUAUAUUUGGAUAACUUUAAGUUCUCACUUUAAAUUUAAUUUAAACAGUGUUUAAACACAAAAAUGUA